Conger conger (European conger) is the source of this 2616-nucleotide messenger RNA. Its product is annotated as tripartite motif-containing protein 16-like. The transcript is spliced from 6 exons. Lineage: Eukaryota; Metazoa; Chordata; Actinopteri; Anguilliformes; Congridae. The record is from RefSeq and is a predicted model, not a curated record. The coding region runs from base 67 to 1722 and encodes 551 amino acids. Gene Ontology annotation, molecular function: protein binding; zinc ion binding.
AAACUUAACUCUGUCUCUGUCAGAAAAACACAGCCAAACUCCGUCUCUGUCAGUGUGAGCAGUGAAAUGGCUGAGGCUAAUAUCUCGGUGGAUCAGGACCAGUUCAGCUGUUCAAUCUGUCUGGAUAUCCUGAAGGAUCCGGUGACUAUUCACUGUGGACACAGUUACUGUAUGGGCUGUAUUAAGGGCUGCUGGGAUCAGGAUGAUCAUAUUGGUGUCUACAGCUGUCCCCAGUGCAGACAGACCUUCACCCCAAGGCCUGUUCUGGGCAGAAACACCAUACUGGCUGAAGUGGUGGAGAAACUGAAGAAGACAGGACUCCAAGCUGCUCCUCCUGCUCACUGUUACGCUGGACCUGGAGACGUGGCGUGUGAUUUCUGUACUGGGAGAAAGCGCAAAGCCAUCAAGUCCUGUCUGGUGUGUCUGGCAUCUUACUGUGAAAUUCACCUCCAGCGUCACUAUGAAUCUCCUCCUCUUAAGAAACACAAACUGGUCAAAGCCACUGAAAACCUGCAGGAAAAGAUCUGCUCUAAUCACGACAAACUGCUGGAGGUUUUCUGUCGUAGCGAUCAGCAGUGUAUCUGUAUGCUGUGUGCGAUGGAUGAACACAGAGGCCAUGAUACAGUCUCAGUGGUAGCAGAAAGGACUGAGAAACAGAAGCAGCUGGGGGUGACACAGAGUAAGUUCCAGCAGAGAAUCCAGGAGAGAGAGAAGGCGCUGCAGGAUCUGAGACAGGCUGUGCAGUCACUCAAGCGCUCUGCACAGACAGCAGUGGAGGACAGUGAGAGGAUCUUUACUGAGCUGAUCCGCUCCAUUGAGAGAAGGCGCUCUGAGGUGAAGGAGCUGAUCAGAGAUGAGGAGAAGGCUGAAGUGAGUCGGGCUGAAGGACUCCUGGAGCGACUGGAGCAGGAGAUUGCUGAGCUGAGGAGGAGAGAGGCUGAGCUGGAGCAGCUUUCACACACAGAGGAUCACAUCCAUUUCCUCCAGAGCUGUCAGUCCCUCUGUGCCCCUCCUGGACCUGGAGACUUACCCAGCAUCACUGUCAGUCCAAACGUCUCUUUUGAGGCUGUGAGGAAAUCUGUCUCUGAACUGAAAGAGCGACUGGAGGAUGUUUUCAAGGCGGAGUUCAAAGUUUGUGGAAGAGUGGAAGAAGUCUCUGUUCUAGAGCCCCAGACCAGACAGGACUUCUUACAAUAUGGCUGUCAGCUCACACUGGACCCCAACACAGCGCAGAGAAACCUCCGUCUGUCUGAGGGGAACAGAGAGGUGACCUGUGUGAGAGAGAACCAGUCAUAUCCUGAUCAUCCAGAGAGAUUUGAGCUCUGGGCCCAAGUGUUGUGCAGAGAGGGUGUGUCUGGACGCAGUUACUGGGAGGCUGAGAGGAGUGGGGGUGGGGUUUCUAUAGCAGUGUCAUAUAAAGAGAUCAGCAGGAAAGGGGAGGGUGAUGACAUUGAAAUGGGAUGUAAUAACAAGUCCUGGAGUUUGUUCUGCUCUCUCUCCAGUUACUCUUUCAGGCACAAUAAUGUUGACACUAAAAUCCCUGUUCCCUCCUCCUCCAGAAUAGGAGUGUACCUGGAUCACAGGGCAGGAACUCUGUCCUUCUACAGCGUCUCUGACACAAUGACCCUCCUGCACAGAGUCCAGACCACAUUCACUCAGCCCCUCUAUCCUGGGUUUAGGGUUUGGUUUGGAUCCUCUUUAAAACUGUGUGAUCUGGGAUGAGGCAGAGAGUGAAGGGAAGAUCAAAGAGAGGGAAACAUCCUGAAAAUACUGAGAGAGAGACAGAGAGAGAGAGAGAGAGAGAGAGUGAGAGCGAGAGCGAGAGCGAGAGCGAGAGUAAAAUAGGUGAACAGAAAAUUCUUUUUUUUAUUUUUUAUAAGUGCCUUCAGGGCACAUCUCAAUAGUCCAGAACAAAAAAUUAGUCUUUUUUCAAAAAGAGGAAUAAAAUUAAGCGGCCAAAAAAUUAGGAACACCGGAAAGAAAAGAAAAAAAGAAAAAAUGUAAAUAACAGAAAUGUGGAAUAAAAAAUAACAGAAAUGUGGAAUAAAAAAUAACAGAAAUGUGGAAUAAAAAAUAACAGAAAUGUGGAAUAAAAAAUAACAGAAAUGUGGAAUAAAAAAUAACAGAAAUGUGGAAUAAAAAAUAACAGAAAUGUGGAAUAAAAAAUAACAGAAAUGUGGAAUUCACGUGACCGCGUUCGUCCGCCGUUAUCAGUGCCUGGGCCGUCCAAUCCGCUCCUUUCCCUCAGAAGUCCCCCUUCUCCGCCUUGUCCCCGAUCGGGCCUCCACACCAUGGUAACCAGGUCUUAUGGGUUCUGUUCUGUACAUCGUGUGGGAAAUGUUGGGCUGAUGCCAAUAAAGCCAUUUGAAUUUGAAUUUGAGAGAGGGAGAGAUGGGGAGAGGGAGAAAGAGGGAGGAUAGAGAGGAGGGAUAGAGAGAGAAAGAUAUACAUGCAUAUAUGGGGAAGGGUUGUUGUUGUUUACUAUGUGUGUGUUAUGCUGGGGGGGUUGUUGUUUUUUUGACUGUAAUGUUGUUAUUGUCAAUGCUUUAAUACACAAUUCACUUGUCAGGCAAAUAAAGCUCAUUUGAAUCUUGAGAAAGAGGGAGGGGAGGGGAA